Molecule: messenger RNA, 1927 nt
Organism: Polyodon spathula (Mississippi paddlefish)
Lineage: Eukaryota; Metazoa; Chordata; Actinopteri; Acipenseriformes; Polyodontidae
Gene: mitd1
Product: MIT, microtubule interacting and transport, domain containing 1
Exons: 7
Coding region: 253-993 (246 amino acids)
Biological process (GO): midbody abscission
Cellular component (GO): midbody
Source: RefSeq, a predicted model, not a curated record
UGAAAAAUGUCGAGUGUCAGAAUAGGUGGUAGAUGUACGUACGUCUAGCUGUUGUUGUGUUCACAAAUUCACUAAGAAAGCAAUUGCUGUAUUUUAUAUAAUCAAUUAUAUGUGAUAAAAUAGUAGUUUACAUUGGGCUGUUUCUAGUUAAGUUUAAUACAUUUUAUUUGACGUUAUCCAAUACCGUGCAUAAUACAAACAGGUUGACACUACAAUACACUGAAGUUGAAGAAUAUUAUUGUGCGAACUACCAUGUCACAGAAUGCGCUGGUCGGGAUGGAGAGUUCGGCUGUUACCGUGCUAACGAGAGCUGUGGAACUAGAUACGAGCUCGAGGUUUCAGGAGUCCCUUAUCUGUUACCAGGAAGGCAUCCAGUUACUGUUAGACGUGUUAAAAACUACUAAAGAUGACUCAAAGAAGCCCCAUUACAGACAGAAGAUAAAGGGUUACAUGGAGAGAGCAGAGCAGAUUAAAAUCCGUCUAAAUCAAGAAAAAGAAGAGGGGAAGUAUCAUGAGCAGAUCAAAAUCACAGAGAAUGCCAAAGGCUUUAGUUUUGAAAAGCUUUUUAAACCCUACAUUAAUGAAGCAUUAACUGAAGUCUGGGUGGAGGAUCCUUACGUCAGACACAUUCAUCAGCUGUAUAACUUUUUGAGGUUCUGUGAGAUGCUUUUGAAGUCUCCUUGUGAAGUCAAGACUAUCCAUCUGCUGACAUCCCAAGAUGGUGAAAACACAAAUCAGCAGACAAGUGCUCUUACUGAGAUUCAACAGUCGCUUAAGACACAUGGGAUAACACUGACGAUUGACUAUUCCACAACAAUCCAUGACAGGGAAAUCAGGUUCAAUAAUGGUUGGAUAAUAAAGAUUGGUAGAGGACUAGACUAUUUUAAAAAGCCACAGAGCCGGUUUUCCAUUGGCUAUUGUGACUACGACUUGAGAGAGUGCCAUGAAACCACUGUAGAUGUUUUCCAUGUAAAGCACACAAAGCAAACAUAACGGCAGACAGCUCUACUAAUGUUUUACAUCAAUAAGACACCAAAGAACCUUUUAUUAGCCUCCUUCUGCUGGCAGUUACAUGUAAAUCCUAUUGCAGUUGAAGAGUCCUGAUAUAGAAUAUAGAGGAAAUCGCUGCAUGGUGUACUGCUUUAUUACUACUCUGUAGCAUAUAUUCCCUUCAAAAUGGGGUUUGGAAUAAGGUAGGUUAUGGGGAUCAUAUGAGUGCUUUAAAAUUUCUUACCUAUUAUUGACACUAUUAGGAUUUUUCUGUAUUUGCUUGCUUUUUUCAGGAUUUUUUAAAUUAAUUUUGGUACCCAAUCCCUUCCCGUCUUGUGGUCAUAUAAAAUAGACAAGCAAAGAACCAAGAUCUUGAGCACAGAAACAGUGACAGUGGUAAAGUUGCUAGUGCAAAUAAUAGGUACGAACGUGGAUUUAAAUGGCUACCCUUUAAGUGUAGUUUUGUAUCACUGUUUCUUCCUUCAAAUCCAAAUUUCUACUUGUCUGUUGCUUGACAAUAGAUAGCUUACGUGAUACCUGUGAAAGACAAAAUUAUUACAUUCUCACAGAAAUACACAAUAAUGUCCAGAAUAGAUAGAUAGUGUAGUCCGGAAUAGAUAAAUAUGUAUAUGAUUUUUUUUUUAAACCUGUAUAUUCAUUUAAUAAUGCACUGUUGAACAAUUUUGACACUUACUGUAAAUGUUAAUUCUUCUGCAUCGUGACUGAGUUACUGUAUGUUUCUAUAAUUUUUGCCAUUUGCAGCCAAAACUGCUAUUUUUAGUCAUGUGACCAUUAUGCAAGAAUGGAUGGAAAUAUGGUGUAUUGUGCCUUUAAUGUCAAGUUAAAUACCCAAUGUUAAAUGCACAAUCAAUAUUUUAAAGCUAGACUCUUGAAUUAUUUAAAUUUAAAUUUGUGUAUUAUUGUUUUGCGGCUUACG